Messenger RNA from Penicillium brevicompactum, 1755 nucleotides. RefSeq names its product bifunctional fumarylacetoacetate hydrolase/alpha/beta hydrolase family protein. Bases 1 to 1755 code for a protein of 584 amino acids. Gene Ontology annotation, molecular function: acetylpyruvate hydrolase activity. The transcript has a single exon. The record is from RefSeq and is a predicted model, not a curated record. NCBI's taxonomy places the organism in Eukaryota, Fungi, Ascomycota, Eurotiomycetes, Eurotiales, Aspergillaceae.
AUGAGUGCCGAAGUGAAUACCCUCACCAACUAUGUGGCAUACUUAGAGCCCAACAGCGGCCCCCGUAUCGGCCAUCUUGACUUCGAGAGCUCGACUGUCACCCCACUUUCCUUUAAGUCAGGCACUCCAUUGACAGAUCUUUACCAAGUGAUCACCGUCGGCGAGCAAGGAAUUACAGCAUCCGGGGCGCAAUCCUUUCCUCUUUCUAGCGUGAAACACCUCCCCCCGAUUUCAGGUCGAGACGUGCUCGCUGUUGGGAAAAACUAUGUCGAACAUGCUCGCGAGUUCAAUUCCUCUGGCUACGAUGCUAGUGACAAGGCCGACCAACCUACGCAUCCAGUGAUUUUCACCAAGCGUGCCACUUCCAUCAUCGGGCCUGAAGACCCUAUCCUGCUGCAUUCAAACUUCACCAGCACGCCCGACUACGAGGGUGAGAUCGGUGUGAUUGUUGGCAAGCCGGGAUUCCAAAUUUCGGAGCAAAAUGCUUUGGACCAUGUUUGGGGUUAUACUAUUGUGAAUGAUUUGACUGCACGCGAACGCCAGCGCGACCACAAGCAAUUCUUCCUCGGCAAAUCCCCUGAUACCUUUUGUCCAAUGGGCCCCAUUGCUGUCCCUAAGGAAAGCCUUCCGGAGAAUUUGAAGAUCCAGACCUUUGUCAACAAGGAAAAGCGCCAGGAGGCAACUAUUGGCGACCUGAUAUUCAGUAUUCCUACAUUGAUCGCGACAAUAAGCGCCGGCCAGACCUUGCAGGCGGGUGAUGUGAUUGCCACCGGUACUCCGGCAGGCGUCGGCUUUGGGUUCAGACCUAUGAAGUUUUUGCAAACUGGAGAUGAAAUCAGCAUUUCUGUGACAGGACUCGGAACUUUGACAAACCAGGUGGCUGCUUCUGACGCCGUUAACACCACAUCUGAGCGCGCGGAGUCUCACAUUCCGAUCGCGAAUCAAAAGGCGCCAGCAAACGCGGGACUGACAGAGUUGAACGGCAAAAAUCUCUUUUAUCAACGACUCGGCCUUGAAAAAGGUCCUCCAGUCUUCUUCAUUCACGGCCUGGGCGGGUCUACAAGCUACUUCUACCCCCUUGUCGCCAAGCUCCAGUCGACACAUUCUUUGCAUCUUCUAGAUUUGGAAGGACAUGGGCUCUCUCCAACCUCAGCGCAAAGUACACUUUCCAUCACUUCAUUUGCUCAGGACUUCUAUCAACUGUCCAAAUUUGCUGGGGUUACUGAGGGGGUGACCGUAAUCGCUCACUCGAUGGGUUCCCUCGUUGCCCUCAAACUUGCCUUGCAACAUCCAAAGCUCGUGUCCAAGCUCAUCUUGAUGGGCCCUCCCCCGAACCCACUGCCCGAAGCUGGCGUCCAAGGAUCCUAUACCCGGGCUGCGGUUGUUCGAAAGGAGGGAAUGUUGUCAGUCGUGGAUGCGAUCACACAAGCUGGAACUUCUGCAUUUGUUCAACAGAACAAUUUGCUGGCUGUUGCUGCAGUGCGCACUUCCCUUCUCAGUCAAGAUGCUGAAGGAUAUGCCAAGGCUUGCGCUGCACUAGCUGGAUCUGCCAGUGAGACAUUGGACGUUGCGAGCCUCCGUAUUCCGGUAUCCUUCGUGACGGGCGAGGAGGACAAGGUCAGCCCUCCUGCUUUGUGUGAGAAGUAUUCACAGGCAACAGGAGGUGGAAAUGUUCAGGUGGUCAAGAACGUGGGACACUGGCAUCUCUUUGAAGAUGUAGACCAAACCGUGAGCGCGGUUCUGGCUCAGAUUUGA